Syngnathus acus (greater pipefish) is the source of this 1301-nucleotide messenger RNA. RefSeq names its product malonyl CoA:ACP acyltransferase (mitochondrial) (gene mcat). Bases 119 to 1222 code for a protein of 367 amino acids. The record is from RefSeq and is a predicted model, not a curated record. The transcript has 4 exons. Gene Ontology annotation, molecular function: transferase activity. Lineage: Eukaryota; Metazoa; Chordata; Actinopteri; Syngnathiformes; Syngnathidae.
GUCGGUGACAGAUUCAAAUAUGGCAGCCUCCGUAGCGCUACACGCCGAACCAUUCACGCAUGUUAUUUCCACCCCAAAUGUAUUUUGUUGAUAUUUAAUUACAUUUAUAUUAUAGCUCAUGUCGGCCUCGCUGGUUGCAGCCUCCGUCCGCUUGAUCAGACUGCGGUUCCCACUGCAAAGGACGCUAUCCACCAUCCAACCCGGCAAUGGCUCACCUUCUUCCCCGCCGACCGAGCCGAGACCCUGGAAGGACCCGGGCGACCGCUCCGUGCUCCUUUUCCCCGGCCAAGGCAGUCAGUUUGUGGGCAUGGGUCGAGGGCUUUUGCGAUACCCCAACGUCGGAAACAUGUUCGAGGUGGCCCGGAAGAUCCUUGGCUACGACCUGUUGUCAUUGUGCCUAAACGGCCCCGAGGAGGAACUCACAAAGACUGUGCACUGCCAGCCGGCGGUGUUCGUCAUCUCCCUGGCUGCCGUGGAGAAGCUCAACCAUCAAAAUCCCAAAGCCAUUGAGACCUGCGUCGCCGCCGCCGGCUUCAGCGUGGGCGAGUUUGCCGCACUCGUCUUCUCUGGCGCCCUGAGCUUCGCUGAAGCUCUGUACGCGGUGAAAGUGCGCGCCGAGGCCAUGCAGCGGGCGUCGGAGCUGGCACCCAGUGGGAUGCUGUCGGUGGCGGGCAAGGCUCAGGCGCAAUACAAGCACGCCUGCCUGCUGGCCAAGGAGCACUGCCGCGAGUUGGGCCUGGAGGAUCCCGUGUGCGCCGUGGCCACCUUCCUCUUCCCUGAUGGCAGGGUGAUCGCCGGACACCGCCAGGCGCUUGACUUCUUGCAGCAAAACGCCAAGCGGUUCCACUUCCUCAGGACCAAAAUGCUCCCCGUCAGCGGCGCCUUCCACACGGAGCUCAUGAGCGCCGCAAUCGAGCCCCUCCGAGAUGUUCUGCGACAGAUUGAGGUACGCCGUCCCGAGAUCAACGUCUACUCCAAUGUGGAUGGCAAGCGCUACAUGAGCGAGGACCACGUGCGGCGCCAGCUGACGCGGCAGCUGACGGCGCCCGUCAAGUGGGAGCAGACACUGCACGAAAUAUUCGAGCGGGCGCGCGGCGAACGCUUCCCGUGUGUCUACGAGGUCGGGCCCGGCCGGCAGCUGGGCGCCACGCUCCAGCGAUGCAACCGCAAGGCCUUCGAGGGAUACACGCACGUCGACCCAGCCGACGAUGACGAACACUGACGCAAAAGGUGGGAAUUAAAAAAAACAAAGAUAGACCAUUUGAUAUCUUCCAAACUAAAGUGACUUUUACAAACAACAA